Penicillium alfredii is the source of this 882-nucleotide messenger RNA. RefSeq names its product oxidoreductase, short chain dehydrogenase/reductase family. The transcript is spliced from 4 exons. The record is from RefSeq and is a predicted model, not a curated record. The coding region runs from base 1 to 882 and encodes 293 amino acids. Gene Ontology annotation, cellular component: intracellular anatomical structure. Gene Ontology annotation, molecular function: oxidoreductase activity, acting on NAD(P)H, oxygen as acceptor. Lineage: Eukaryota; Fungi; Ascomycota; Eurotiomycetes; Eurotiales; Aspergillaceae.
AUGGCUCCCUCCAUUUCCCUCGAUCAUACCACCCCGGCGGUUGUUCCCGAGUCGAACGAGACCCCGGCUGCUUUUGCUUCCACCGCCAAUCUCUUCUCCCUGGGUGGUCGUACAAUCGUGAUCACGGGAGGUGGUCGUGGCUUGGGAAUGACUUUGACCACGGCUGUACUUGAAGCCGGGGGCGACGUCGCCUGUCUGGACCUUCUCCCUGAACCAAGCCAGAAGGAGUGGCAGGGUGUCCAGAAGCUCGCGAAAUCGCGUGGUCUUCAGGCAACAUACUCGCAGUGCGACAUCACCAACGAGGAGGCCACCAAGACGCUACUGGAGCAGAUUGCCGCGGAGGGACUGCGUCGGAACAUGCCUCUGCGCGGUGCCAUUACCUGUGCGGGCAUCCAGCAGAUGGUUCCCGCCUUGGACUAUCCAGUUGACGGGUACCGCAAGAUGCUAGAUGUGAACGUUCUGGGAACCUUUAUUCCUGCUAAACACUGUGCUCGCAUUUUCGUGGGGCAGAAGACCCCUGGUAGCAUUGUAAUGAUUGCGUCGAUGUCUGGCCAGAUUGCCAACCGGGGAUUGACCUGCACCGCAUACAACUCAUCCAAGGCCGCCGUCCACCAGAUGUGCCGCUCAGUCGCCCAGGAAUGGGGCCAGCACAACAUUCGUAUCAACACGCUGUCUGCAGGAUAUAUCCGCACUGCCAUGACCGAUGCUCUGCUCAAAGAGAAGCCCGAAGUGGAGGAGACCUGGAUGCGCGGCGCUCUUCUCGGUCGAUUGGGUGCUCCCGAGGACUUCAAGGCACCUACGGUGUUUAUGCUUGCUGACGGCAGUGCCUGGAUGACAGGUGCCGAUCUCCGCGUGGACGGUGGCCAUUGUGCCUCGGCAUAG